Didymodactylos carnosus is the source of this 267-nucleotide messenger RNA. Lineage: Eukaryota; Metazoa; Rotifera; Eurotatoria; Philodinida; Philodinidae. The record is from the annotation of a GenBank genome assembly.
AUGAACGCACAGGAUAUUCCCUCAACUUUGAGUGAUUUAGUUUCUCUUGAGUUAUUCAAUAAAGAGCCGUCUCCAGUUACGUUACAGGAGCGGCAAAUGGCUGAAUAUCUUGACGAUACAGUAAAACUUAUGGUCAGCGGACAGAAGGUUGAUUAUGACGAAGAAACAACCAUAGAUUUUGCUGGAUUUACAGACGAAGAAGAUAGUGAGAAAGAAGAGCAGCAUGAAGAGGAAGAAGUGGUCGAGGACUGGACGAACAAAGAAUAG